CGAUCAUCGUCGAGUUCGUGAACCUCGUCGCCAUGGCUUUCACACUCCAUGAUGGUGGCGGUGGCAGCGGCGGCGGCAAACGGUAUCAAAAAGUGCAAACCCACUUAUUGCUGACGACAGGCGAGUUCUUGUUCCUGAUCUCGUUGCUGGGGCCGAACGCUACAUUGCGCAGAAACAAUUUCGUGAUUCCCAUCCAUUGGACCCCGAUGUUCUUCCUCAUUGUGGGACUCAUCAUCUUCAUGGACUUUACCACAUUCAUUAUUCUGGUUACAAAAGAUGCCGCUAGAAAGGAGUUUUCCAGAAAAGGGUGUUCGCAGCAUAGGACCGUUGAUUACACCAGUUAGUUGAAGAACCAUUUUGGCAAUGGGAAGAAGAAGAAUCUGUUUUGGAGUUUGCUUGAUGGACACCCAUAUCUGUUACCACGAUACAGGUAUUUGUUUAAAAAAAAGGUUAUAUUUUUCCGUCAUGUGAAAUUUGGUUUGAUUCUUUGAUGAAAUAACUGACAUUUAAAGUG
Messenger RNA from Rubroshorea leprosula, 514 nucleotides. The record is from the annotation of a GenBank genome assembly. NCBI's taxonomy places the organism in Eukaryota, Viridiplantae, Streptophyta, Magnoliopsida, Malvales, Dipterocarpaceae.